Messenger RNA from Manis pentadactyla (Chinese pangolin), 2437 nucleotides. It is a transcript of the gene CAPN13, whose product is annotated as calpain 13. Gene Ontology annotation, biological process: proteolysis. Gene Ontology annotation, molecular function: calcium-dependent cysteine-type endopeptidase activity. Gene Ontology annotation, cellular component: cytoplasm. The transcript is spliced from 21 exons. Bases 471 to 2405 code for a protein of 644 amino acids. NCBI's taxonomy places the organism in Eukaryota, Metazoa, Chordata, Mammalia, Pholidota, Manidae. The record is from RefSeq and is a predicted model, not a curated record.
AAUUCCCUGAAGUAACAUGAAAACGGAAAUAUGUGGGACAAUGAAAGAAACACAAGCCAGGUAGCCAAUCGUAGGAAAUGAGGCGGGGUCCGGUGGAGAUAGGCUUGCCGGGGAGCAUCGGGAAGACGUCGCAGUUAAAUCCAGCGUCCUCUCUCCAGGUGGCUCCAGGCCGCUCCUGCUGGAGUCUGUUUGCCUAAGGUGGGGCCACACCUGCUGUGUUCCUAGCAGGAAGAGCCUGAGGGGAGGAAGCGAGCAGAGGUCAGCUCUCCUGCACUACUGGCCGCCUCUUUCCCCGGAGACCUCCACUCUCCUCCGACCUCUGCAUCCCAGAGCUGCGGCUGCCAAGGGGGCCGGAGGGACCGGCCAGCCCUAGCCCUGCUCCCUGCAGGAACGCGGCUGGCAACGCCCCAUCAGACACCCGGGUCUAGGAAACAGGAGGAAAAGACCUUCAGCCCCUUCUAAGGAGAAUCAUGGCAUACAACCAGGAUCCUCCGGCUGAGACCCCCGUCAUCAAGUUCAAGGGCCAAGACUUCAGCUUCUUGCGGGAUUACUGCCUAAGCAGAGGCCUGCUAUUUGAGGAUGAGACAUUCCCUGCUGAGACUUCCUCCAUAGGUCUGGGGCUUCUCAAGGGCCACAACCUCUCCCACCUGAAGUGGAAGCGGCCACAGGAUAUAUUAGAGGGUAGAUCUGAGCCUCAUUUCAUCCUGGAAGGUGUGAGCAGAUUUGACAUCCGACAAGGAAAAGCAGCGGAUUGCUGGUUCCUGGCGGCACUGGGCUCCUUGACACAGAGCCCACAGCAUCUGCAGAAGAUCCUGAUAGACCAAAGCUUUUCACACCAGUACGCAGGGAUUUUCCGUUUCCGGUUCUGGCGGUGUGGCCAGUGGGUGGAAGUGGUAGUUGAUGAUCGCCUCCCUGUCCUGAACAAGGAGUACCUGUUUGUGUAUCCUCGCAGCAACCAAGAGUUCUGGCCCUGCUUGCUGGAGAAAGCCUACGCCAAGUUCCACGGGUCCUUUCUCAACCUGCACUACGGCUACCUCCCUGACGCCCUGGUGGACCUCACGGGAGGGGUGGUCACCAGCGUUGACCUGCACUCCUCCUCUUCUGACCUGGUGAUGGUGGUGAAGACAGCGGCCAAGGCAGGCUCCCUGAUGACCUGCGCCACCCCGCCGGGGCUGACAGAAGAGGCCACGGUCCUGGAGAACGGCCUGGUGAAUAAGCACGCCUACACGGUGACCCAUGCGGAGCAGAUUCAGUACAGGAGGCGCUGGGAAGAUCUCAUUCGCCUGUGGAACCCCUGGGGCAAAACUGAAUGGAGAGGUCGCUGGAGAGAUGGGUCUCUGGAGUGGCAGGAAACCCACAGCCAGCGGAAAGGCCAGCUGCAUGAGAAUAAGGAUGAUGGCGAGUUUUGGAUGUCAUGUCGAGAUUUCCAAGAGAAUUUCUCCUCCCUGUUUAUAUGUAACCAAUUUCCAGUCAGCAUGGACCGUGGAAGCAUGCCCCCUGAAAGAUGGUCCCAAAUGAUGUUUAAGGACCAUGCCAUUCCAGGACAUCAGAGGGACAUGCAGUACUUCUUCUGUGCGUCAGAGAACAUGGAAAGCAACAAUGUCAUCGUGUCCUUCAACAUCAUGCCACGAAAUGUGAGGACAAAAAACAAGGAAUUUCCACUCACCUUCAAUGUGUUCAAGGUCGACCCUCAGUUCCAGCACUUCCGGGAGAGGCUGCCAUCUACCUUUUUUCACCAGUUCAGAAAUCCCAACAAGGGCAUAACUUCUCAAAGCAAUUACAACCUCACAAAGUACUUCAGUCUGACACAGGGGACCUAUGUGGUAGUCGUCUCUGCGCACAAAGCAGUGGAGUUCUUGCUCCGAAUCUUCCUGAAGAUGCCAGAGAGUGACAGGAACCUGGGCAGCAACUUCAACCUCAGAGCACUCAAGGGGCUGAACAUCGAUGCCAGCCAGCUUCAGAGCCUUCUCAACCAGGAACUGCUAACAGGGUCUCCAGGGGACACGUUCUCUUUGGAUGAGUGCCGGAGCAUCGUGGCACUGAUGGAACUGAAAGUGAACGGGCGUCUUGACCAGGAGGAGUUUUCAAGGCUGUGGAGCCGUCUCAUCUGCUGCCAGAGUGUUUUCCAGAACAUCCAGAAGCACUCUGGAGUUUUCCUGAGUUCAGAUUUGUGGAAGGCCAUAAAGGAUGCAGACUUCCUUGCAGGGAUCUCUGUCAACAAAGGGCUGCUGGACCUCAUGACCCUCAGAUACAGUGACCACACCGGAAGGGUCAGCUUCUCCAGCCUGGUCUGCUUUCUGUUGCGACUUGAAGCCAUGGCAAGGACUUUCCAGAACCUCUCUAAGGACGGAAAAGGACUCUACCUGACAAAAAUGGAGUGGAUGAAUCUGGUCAUGUACAACUGAAGCAGAGAGCAGAGCAGUCCCCAGAGGCCAGG